This is a messenger RNA of Xiphias gladius (swordfish), 8416 nucleotides long. RefSeq names its product bromodomain adjacent to zinc finger domain, 1A (gene baz1a). The coding region runs from base 848 to 5317 and encodes 1489 amino acids. Lineage: Eukaryota; Metazoa; Chordata; Actinopteri; Istiophoriformes; Xiphiidae. The transcript has 30 exons. Gene Ontology annotation, biological process: chromatin remodeling. The record is from RefSeq and is a predicted model, not a curated record. Gene Ontology annotation, molecular function: protein binding.
CAGAUAUUAAUAUGAUUUGACAAGUUGACAAGUAAUAAGCGCACGAAACACGACGAAUUGACCAUCAUAACAUUUAAAUGGGACCUUUACAUGAAUCUAUGCGUCUAUCUAUGUCCGUGUUUGGUUCCAGGGGCCGUCUUACACUUACUCCAGAAGAAACGCAAACCACAACCCUGAAAGUCUGACUGAAUUUCCCGGCUUCGUCCUGUUCCAUUUCAUAUCACAGUGGACGGACUAUCUGGGAGUUUGGGACUUUUUCAAAGGAACCGGGAAAACAAGGCAACUUUUUCACUGUUUUCGCACACGGGCCAUGCAGUCAGUUGCAGCCCCGUUAUCAUCAUUCUUGUUAUUGUUACUACGCUUAUUAUUUGUCCGAAAGCCCAAACAGACCGGCUUUGCACAGACUCCGGGAACCCGCCUGUCGGUGUCUAAAACCGGCGGACGAGCCGAGACGCUGAAAUGUCCCAGGUUCGGCUCGGCCCCUGAAGUGGAUGAAAACUUGGUCAACAAGCCGCCAGUGAGGUGGUUUCUACCCGGGGACUUCUUCUCCAGUUUGUACCGCGGAUUAUCUGUUCAUCGUUACACAACUCGGUAAAGCCCGUCGGGGAGCCGUCUGUGCUGUGCGGGAGCGAGUGUCGGUGGAUGUGGACGCCGUGUUUCCGUUGUCGGGGGCUCGGACAGUUUGAAUAUUGUGAGCUGAGACAGUGAGGAGCACGUUUCCAUGUGGGGAGAUUAUCACCGAGUCUAACAAAAGACCCGCUCUCCUCCUCGCUCCUCCUGCUCGGUUUCCCCUCCGUUACUUUUACUUCGGGACUCAGAGUGUGGCCGGUGGAAGCGGAGCUGUGAGAUGCCGCUUCUCCACAGAAAAGCCUUCAUCCGACAGAGACCUCCGGCGGACCUGCGGCCGGACGAGGAGGUCUUCCUCUGUAAAAUCACUCACGAAAUCUUCAGGACCUACGAUGAGUUCUUUGAGAGGACCAUCCUGUGUAACAGUCUGGUGUGGAGUUGUGCUCUGACGGGUCGAGCAGGCCUGACUUACCUGGAGGCGUUGGAGAGCGAACGGCGGGCGAAGCAGAGUCUUCAGAGCUUCCCUCAGUCUCUGGUGCUGCCUCUCCUCCACCUGGCUGCUCUAAGCCAACGCUGCAGACUGACGGAGCUCUGUGAGGACGUCUACACCUUCGUCAAAGACCGAUUCUUCCCCGGAGAGACGGUGGACGUCACAGGACGCAACGGAGCCAGACACGUGUGCGAGAUCCUGCAGGUUCACUCUCCUCAUUCCAGCGCUAACGGAGAAUCGACUGCUAACGGCCACGUCAAGCCGGCUGACGGCGACACCAUCGUCAUCAGUGACAGCGACGACGAGGGCAGCGCUUUCCAGAGUUCCACAGCACAGGUCAACGGUAGGAAGAAGAAGAAGCCCCUGAGUCCGUCAGUGUUUAAAUACACAGUGAGGAUGAUGAAGGACAAACACAGUGAGCCGUUCACUGUCAAAGCCAAUCAGAUCAGUCGUAGGAAGACGACUCUGUCCAGAGAGAGACUGAAGCUGCUCUUCAAACAACACUGUGAACCUCAGAACGGGACCAUCGCACUCAAGCCCUCCACAGUGAUGAAGUACCAGCUGUCUGAGCAGACCUUCUCUCAGUUCUUCCCCGAUGAGCCCCCCCUGUUCCCCUUCAGCCCGCCCUCUAAAGGUGGAGGGCGUGGCUCAUCUGGACAGGCGAGUUUGUCGUUGCUGAAGGCGGCAGAGGAGAAGCUGAAGCUGCUGCAGCAGAGGGAGGAGAUGGCUGCUGCGGCGCAGGACAAAGCUCGCCUGAAGAAGGAGAAGGAGGAGGCGCAGGAGGCCAAGAGGAGGGAGAGGGAGGACAAGGAGAAGAUGAAGGAGGAGCAGAGGAGGAAGUUCGAGGAGGAGAAGCAGAGGAGGAGGGAGGAGAAGGAGCGCAGGAAGCUGGAGAAGGAGAGGGAACGAGAGAAGCUGAAGGAGGAGAAGAAGAAAUACGCGGAACGACUGAAACUGUGGAACAAACCCAGGGAAGACAUGGAAUGUGAAGACCUGAAGGAGCUUCCCAGUCCGGUUCCAGUGAGAACUCGUCUUCCAGCAGAGUUCUUUGGAGAAGCUCUGAUGGUUCUGGAGUUCCUGCGGGCGUUCGGGGAGGUCUUCGACCUGAAGGACGAGUUCCCUGAUGGAAUCUCUCUGGAGGUUCUAGAGGAGGCUCUGGUGGGUUCUGAUCCUGAGGGGCCUCUUUGUGAGCUGCUGUUCUUCUUCCUGUCGGCCAUCUUUCAGGCUCUGGACGAGGAGCAGGAGGAAGUGGUCAAAGACCAGGCCGAAGACCUGUCGGAGGCCCUGGACGACGACUGUGACCCCACUCGGUCGGCUCUGAGCGCCGUCGCCUCGUUGGCCGCAGCGUGGCCCCAGCUGCAUCAGGGCUGCAGUUUGAAGCAGCUGGACCUGGACAGCUGCACGCUGUCAGAAAUCCUGCGGCUGCACAUCCUGGCGUCGGGCGCCGACUGUAACCACGGCAACGCCAAGCUCCGCUACCAGAAGCAGGGCGGGUUCACUCUGAUGGAUGACCCGUGCGUCGAGCUGCGAUUGGCGGAACCGUUGCUGCUGAAGAGGCUGUCGUGCACGGCGGUGUACGACCUGAUGCCAGGGGAGAAGCUGAGGAUCCUGCAGGCUCUGGUCGGGAAACUGCUGACUUUGGCGUCCAGCAGAGAUCUGAUUGAAGACUGUGUGGAGGAGCAGAGAGCCGCCAGACAGGAACUGAGGGAGAUCAGAGCCGAACAACACCGCAGAGGGAGAGAGGAGGCUGCACACAGGGUUCGACUUCGUAAAGAGGAGAAGCUGAGAGAGCAGGAGCAGAGGCUGAAGGAAAAAGUGGAGAAACUGAAGGAACAGGAGAUGAAGGGAGGACUCCAAUCAAACAGCGAGACUCCUGCAGAACAACACACUGAGGAAGAUGAGGAGCAAAACUCUCCAUCCAACAACAAGAGGAUGAUGAAAGCUAAAGUCAACCAGAAAGAAAAACAACAACAACAGAUGACCCCUGACCCCAAACCCCCUUCAUGCCCCCCGUCCAGCCUGACAGCAGAGGAGCAGGAGAAAGAGCAAGAGAAGGUUCGAGAGCUGCAGGAGCGGCUCCAGAAGGCGGCGGCCUGCACCUGCUUGUUGCCUCUGGGCAGAGACCGGCUGUACCGCCGAUACUGGCUCCUCCCUUCGGCCUCCGCUCUGUUUGUGGAGGACGACUGCUUCGGCCUGACAGAGGACAUGCUGCAGCCCAACCCAAAACCUGCACCGGAUGCCACAACCAAGAUGGAGGACGAGAAGGUCGUCAAGGAGGAGACAGAGGGGGGAAGAUCAAGCCCCACCCCCCUCCACACCUGCGGCCCGCCAGUCAACCGUCCCAACCAAUGGUCUUUCUACAGCUCAGUGGAGGAGGUGGAUCAGCUGAUCGAGGCUCUGAACCCUCGAGGUCACAGAGAGAGCGGCCUGAAGGAGGCGCUGCUGCAGGAGAGAGAGAGGCUGCAACAGCUGCUGCAGAACUGUGACAGGAACAAAUACACACACACAGAUGAUUCAGAGUCGUCCCCAUCCGUCCCAGAAUGCACUGCUGCAGCUGAGACUCUGAUGGAGGUCAGACUGAGAGACCUGCUGCUGGACAUCGAGGAUCGCAUCCACCAGGGAACUCUGGGAACUCUGAAGGUGAUGGACAGACAGGUGUGGCGCGCGGCGUUGGAAGCAGGAAACUACGAGCUGCUUAGUUCUGAUGGCAGAGAGAACGGAGGGAUGAACGAACGAGUGGAGUCCAUGGAGGUGGACUCGAACCACCUGAGAGCCAGAGACAGACUCCAGGAGCUGAGGUCAGACAACGCGGCGGCCUGUGGGACCAGCGGCAGCGGGACUCCUCAGGUUGUCAGCAGCUCGGUACGAAUCCUGGCUCAGGCCCUCGCUCACAUCGAGCAAGGCAUCGAGAGACGCUUCCUCAAAGCUCCGCUGGGUGAGGAAGACUCAAAGAAAGAGCAGAAGAUGAAGAAGAGCAGGAAGAAGGACGAGGACCAGGCCAGUGAUGAUGGCAGUGACAGCGGUCGAGUCUUUAAGACGGUGUUGGAGCGAUGGAGGGAGUCUCUGCAGUCCUGCUCCAGUCUGUCUCAGGUGUUUGUCCACCUGUCCAGUCUGGAGCGAAGCGUCCUCUGGUCUCGCUCCGUCCUCAACGCUCGCUGUCGCAUCUGCAGACGCAAAGGAGACGCCGACAACAUGUUGCUGUGUGACAGCUGCGACCGCGGACACCACACCCACUGCCUGAGGCCCCGCCUCAAGUCAGUUCCAGAGGGCGACUGGUUCUGUCCAGACUGUCGACCCAAGCAGAGAUCCAGCCGCGUCCCGUCCCGUCAGCGCUCCUCCAUCGACGAGGAGGAGGCAGAGGAGGAGGAUGAACAGGAGGAGGAGGAGGAGGAGGAGUCUGAGGAGGAGGAGGAGGAGGACGAGGAGUCAGAAGAAGAGGAGGAGUCAGAAGAGGAGGACGAAGAAGUAGUAGUGAGCACCAAGAAGAGCCAGGCCCCGCCCCCUAAAGGCAAGAGCCAACAGGUCACGCCCCGAGGCCAAAAGGUCACGCCCAAAGGCCAACAGACCACGCCCAAAAACAACGCCGCUUCGGCAGGGAAAAACUCAUCAGCCUCCAAGUCCUCAGGUAAAAAGGCCACACCCCCUACAUCGAAACCCAACGUGGCGUCCGGUGGUAAAGCUCCUCCUCGCACCGGGAGUCGGAACAGCGCCCGCCUGAGCCACGAGAUCCUGGCACCAAAUGGCAGCACGAAAACCUCACCUGGUCAAACUGAGUCCCGCAAGAGGCUGCCAACAGAUGCUGCUCCCCCACCUAAACCCUCCAGACCUGUCCUCCCCCCGAGCUCCUCCGCCGCCUCGUCCUCGUCUUCCUCCAGCCGACGCUCCUCUGGGAGGAACCAGGGCGUCCAUGAGCUGUCGGCCUGUGAACAGCUGACCGUGGAGCUCGUCAGACAUGAAGACAGCUGGCCCUUCAUGAAGCUGGUGUCCAGGACUCAGGUGCCCGACUACUAUGACAUCAUCAAGAAGCCGAUCGCUCUCAGCACCAUCAGAGAGAAAGUCAACAACUGUGAAUAUCAGACAGCAGGUGAGUACGUCUCAGAUGUGGAGUUGAUGUUCUCUAACUGUCUUCAGUAUAAUCCUCGUCACACUAAUGAGGCGAAGGCCGGUCACCGCCUGCAGCAGUUCUUCCACUCGGAGCUCGGCAGACUCGGCCUAUCGGAGCGCAGCUCCGCCCCGCCCGCCAAACGCUCCCGCCACUGAACCAAACGCACCCUCUUACCUCACUGCCGUCCACUCUGCUGCAUUCUGAUUGGUCCAGGGACUGGAAGUGGGCGAGAUGUAGAAGCGGAGAUUGUUUCCCCUGAUAGACGUACACGGUGCUGAUAUUAAUCCAGGGUUGCUCCUUCAUGACCUCUGACCCCAGAGAAGCUGUUGGCCACAGCGGUCUGAACCAGUGGACAACGUUUCAUCAUCAGUGCGUCGUUCACAAAAACACCCAAAUAGAAGCUGAGUGGAAAGAGACUCCGGGGGUCAAAGGUCAUGAAGUUCAACAUUAAAAAGGAACCAAACAUUAAAUUAAUGUUAAAACCAGUUAAAGUUACACAGGGAUAUAACUGAGCUCAGGAGUCUGAGCUAGUUUCAGUUACAGCUCACCUGAGACGGACUGUCAACUCUUUAUCAAUAUGUUUUGUGAGCUCCGCCCUCUCACCUGCUCACCUGAUCAGGAGCUUCCCUCUUAAAAAAAACACAAAAAAAAAAAAAAACAAAACAAAAAAAAACAAACCCUCUGGAAAAAAGUUGCAGCUACUGUGAGUUCAUAAACCCGUAGAAAAGUUGUGGCGUAGAUUUACUCCGACCUGCUGACGUUCAGGGCAUUUAUCUCUGGUCUGUGAGGACAGACGGUGGACAAGGAGCACAGAGACAUUCCUGUGGUGCUGUAGGACAGUAGAGACAGUAGAGUCCCAGCAGUUUUCAUCUGAUGUUUCCUUUCAUCCAGAAAAGCAAAAACCACUAAAGAAACUUCAGCGUUGCACUGGUAAUUAAAAAAAAUCAAAUCAGGCCGUUUGUGUUUGCUCAGGGACGAAAUUUUUGAUUUGAAUGAAAAAUGUUUUAUGACGGUGCAGCUGGGUUUUACUGAAGCAGGGCAGCCGCGGAGGCUACGGGGGCUUAAGGCUCAUUGUCAGGUCUAUAUGGAAGUCUGAGGCUACCAAAACUAAAACUGAUAGACUUUGAAUGACAGACUUUGCUUAAAUUGGCAGACGAUGUGCAGCCUGAACUGGAAAAUUACUCUGAAAGGAAAAAAACUAGAGAGGUGUAUUUUGUUUUAUCAUGUGCAAACACUUUGUGGGCUUUGUAUAUUCCCAAAGAAAAUUAAGAUAUUCCUCGUCCGUAAAUACCUGUCGUAGUGAGCCAUUGUGAAAAGGACCACAAAAAGGACAUCUUCAUCAGAAACGAUCGGAAAUCGGGACAGAAUUAGAUUUCAAAAGUCCAGUUUGCACAUUUAUUCUCAGCUCUAGGUUGCACAUCGUUUGACUGACUGUGAAACUGAAAAGUCCAUUUUACUUCGAACUUUUCACUGAAAAUGAUUCUUUGUUGGAUUUUUUUUUUUUUCUUCAUGUUGGUGGAAAUCAUAUGUUUUUAAAUGUGUGGAAGAAACCAAAUAUCCCGCAACUGUUGUCUCACUUGUACUCACUUUAAGAUUUCAGACCUUCAUCAGAUAGAAUCAUUAGUUAACACCUCAUCUAUAUCUGAGGAUUAUUUUCCAGUCAGUCAGUCAAGACUUUCUGGAGUCCCAGAACUUUUCAAACAUGAAAACACCGUUUGAUUCAGAGAGUUCAUUUUUAAUUUUGGCAGCCACAGACUCAAAGGUUCACAACCUGAUAAUCUUUUAUCUCUGGAUAUCGAACUGUUCCGGGGUCAGCACUACACAUCAACACAUGGCUCCUCGUGUCUUCUCCUCAGUCUUAGAAGAUCAUUUUUACACAAGGAAAACAAGGAACCGAAGCCCUGGUCUCAGUUAGUCCGGAGAAAAAAGAUUCUGAGAUCAUUUCUGAUGUGAUCAACAUUUAAUCAAACUACUGAUCUUGACAGAAAAUAUCAGGACCAACCGGCUCUAAAUCAGACCCCAGACAAAGAUCAGUGUCCACGUUGAGAGGUGCACCUGUACAGUCUGGGUUUUGUUGUUAAUUAAAUUCUGUGUUUUCUCACUGAGCUUGUACGUGAUGGGGGUCUUGUACUGGACUGUGUUAUAGUCAGAGGUGUUCCUAGUAUUCUGACCCCCGUCGUGUCUGAAAACAGGGAGGAAGAAACAUUAGAAACACCCUCAGAUUAAUGUCGUCCAGUACAACACCAGCUGUCACUGAGCUCACUUCUAAACAGAACUGAAAAGACGCAUUUCUGACAGCGUCGACAAAAACGGACCAUGAUGACACAAGGCGUCACAUUAAAUUCGGUCCUGACCUCAUUCAGUUUGUUAUCUUCAGGAACUUAAACGCACGGUUUGAUGGAGCGAGCCUUAAAGGAGUAGUUCAACGUUUUGGGAAAAACCUCUGUGUGUUCAGUUGAGAGCUGGAGUCAGAACCAAUCGGUCGACGAAUCGAUAAGUCAUGUGAAAGAAAAGUGACAUACAGCUGGUUUGAUAAUCGAUUAAUCGUUGACGUCCGUCUUUAAGCAGAAAUGCCAAACAUUUGAUGGUUCCAGCUUCUCCAGUGUCAGGAUUUCCCACUUUUCCCAGUCGUGCGUUGUAGUGAACCAAGUAUCUUUGGGUUGCGGACUGUCGGUCAAACACAGAAAGGUGUUUGAAAACAUCACCUCAGGGUCCGAGAUCAACAGAAUAAUCGGCAGAUUUAUUGAUCAUUAAAACAAUCGUCAGGACGUGAUUAGCUUAGCUUAGCAUAAAGACUGGAAGCAAGGGGAGCAGCUAGCCCGGCAGAAGUCCAGCACCAGCACCUGUAGAGCUCUGACUUCAGCUCCGUAUCGAGGACACACGAGACUGAUAUCAGGGACUCAAAGAAACAAGAAGAAAACAGAACUAUUUCCCAAAAAGCCGAACUAUUCCUUUCUAAACCCGAGCUGCUGUGGCCUCUGUGGAUUUGUAGUUUUUGUAUUUUAGACUUUGACGUUUGGCUGUGUUCUUCAGCUGUUUUCCUCUGGUGUGUGUGUACGUGUGUGUAUGUGUGUGUCUGGGUGGGUCGGGGUCAGCUGCAGAUACUACACUGGAGCCGCUGCAGCUGCCGACCCCCCCCCUCCCGCUGCGUAUUUAUUUAGUUGAAGUCUCUGCGUUGUCUUUAUUUAUGACUGAUAGAUGCUCUCUGCCUCCUGAUGCUCUCUAACCUGUUUGUUGUUCUAAUGUAAAAAUAA